Messenger RNA from Candoia aspera, 1747 nucleotides. Its product is annotated as pulmonary surfactant-associated protein D-like. Gene Ontology annotation, cellular component: extracellular matrix. The record is from RefSeq and is a predicted model, not a curated record. The coding region runs from base 1 to 1110 and encodes 369 amino acids. Lineage: Eukaryota; Metazoa; Chordata; Lepidosauria; Squamata; Candoiidae. The transcript is spliced from 7 exons.
AUGCUAGUGUUCCUGCUGUUUUGUGCUUCAGUAUCAACAGUGUCAUCAGAAUCACCCCCAGCGCCAAAGCAAGUAGGCCACAGCUGGAAUGCUUGUUCCUUGGUGGUAUGUGCACCAGCUGAGAAAGGGAUACCAGGACAAGAUGGCAGAGAUGGAAUUCAAGGAUUUAAAGGGGAGAAGGGAGACCAAGGAUUGCAAGGACCAAAAGGAAUCCUUGGCCCUCCAGGAAAGAUGGGGCCAGCUGGAACAGCAGGAAAAAACGGCUCUCAAGGGAAUACUGGAUCAAAAGGAGAUAUUGGAGAAAUGGGACCACGUGGGAUUCGGGGUUUGCAGGGUCCUCCUGGAAAUGUGGGCCCUUCUGGAGCAAAAGGUAACAGUGGCCCUCAGGGUGAAAAAGGCACCAAAGGAGAAAUAGGUGUAAAUGGAGCCCCUGGUCCUGAAGGUCCCCAAGGCAAAAUAGGUUCCCCUGGUCCAGUUGGGGCCAAAGGGUCAGUGGGUGAAAAGGGAGCAAAGGGGGACAUGGGAACCAAAGGACUUCAGGGACCAGCAGGACCACAAGGCCCAAUGGGGAAACCGGGUCCUCCUGGAUCCAAAGGAGAUAAAGGUUCCAUUGGUGAUAAGGGGACAAAGGGUGACAGUGGUCUCUCAGAGGUCAAUCUUUUGAAGAGUAAAGUUACUGCUCUGGAAGGACAACUGAAAGCUCUGCAAGCCAGCUUCACCAAGUACCAAAAAGUGGCAACAUUCCCAGGUGGACGCGUAGCUGGCAAUAAAGUAUUCAAAACCAAUGGCUAUGAAGGCAACUUUGAGGACCUGAAGCAGAAGUGUGUGCAAGCUGGAGGCCAGCUUGCAACCCCAAGGAAUGCUGCUGAGAAUGAUGCUGUCCAAAAGGUGGCAAUGCUGUAUAACAAAUCGGUGUUCCUUGGGAUAACCAACCUAAAGACCAAAGGGACAUUUAAGUACCUGAACGAUCAACCCAUUACUUAUUCCAACUGGCUGCAGGGAGAGCCCAACAAUAAUCAGGGCAAUGAGAACUGUGUAGAAGUCUUUACAAAUGGAAAAUGGAAUGACAGAGCCUGUGGGGAAAAGAGGCUCUUAGUCUGUGAAUUUUAGACCAUCUGCCAUGCAUCAUUUGACCCAGGGAGGCUCCCAAGUUUUAAUACAAUGUUAGCUUCUUCUCUAUAGGCAUUAAAGAAAUCAUGAUUUAGCUAAUCCUCCCUAAAUUCUAUUGAGGUAGGACUGUUGAUUUCACAUAUGCAAUCAAAACAACUGGACCAUCAAGACCAGUUUCCAUGUAAGCCACCUAAUGAAGCAUAAUUGAGUUAGGACUCUUUCCUAUUUCCUUCAGUGGUGAGAAGUCCCAGGGAGACAUCACUAAAUUCCCUUUAGAUGAGACAACCCAGGAAGGCUUGCUGUCAUCUCUGUUUUAGUUACAAGUAUGCAAGCAGAAUCCACACUUACAUAUUUGUAAAUAAAGCAGUUGCUUUAUAAAAAUCAGGAGCAGAUUGUGCCAGUUUCUAGAGAUUUCAUCCCAGUGGAGAAUCACUGCAGUUCAAGGCAAAUGAGACUGAGGCAAGCAACCUAAUUCGAUGUAAGACAAGUCUAAUCUCAUGUGUCUGUUCAAAGGAAGUGUAGAUGCUAGAACCUGGAGAGUGAGGAACAUGUAUGGAACUCCAAAGAUAUUUGAAAAGAUUUUUUUUUAAUCAUUUGGCAUAGCAGUUGGGUGUCCAUGCUGCUUUUUUCUUGCUGG